AUGGCUUCACGAAAUUUGGAUAUUGUGCAACGAAGUAAAAUUCUGGUGUAUCAUGAAGAAGGCUUUAAUAUAAGGCAAAUAUCAGAAAAGUUGGGAAUAACAAGAAAUACAGUACGACUAUGGAUUCGACGUUAUGAAGAAGAAGGUCACCUACAAGAUCGACCCAGAAAGCGUCAACAACCAUACAUGAUAGGAGAAGAGGAUACCAGAAAUAUGUUGGCUAUUUAUGAAGCUCAACCAUUAACACCAACUCGAUUUUUCGCUCAGAAGUUUAAUUGUUCUCUUCGAACAGUAAGGAGAGCUCUAGAACGGGAAGGUAAAAUCUCUUCCAAAGUUAUUAUGACAGAAACUAAUAAAGCAGCAAGGUUGAAGUUUGCUAGAGAAUUUAGAGAUUAUAAUUUUUUCAAUGCAAUAUUUGUUGAUGAAAAGAGUUUUCUAUCAAGUUCACCUGGACGUCGACAUCCAUUACGAACAGAGAACAUCAAAUAUGAACCCCUCAAUGUAAACUCCAAAAAUAAAUAUACUCGUAUUGUAGCAAAUAUGUGUGGGUGGAUGAGUACUGCUGGGCCUGGGGAACUUACUGAUCUAAAUGGCAUGUCAGUGAAUGGAGAAAGCUAUGUAGACCUAAUGAGGGAUUCUAUAAUACCAACCAUAUGUACAGUAUAUCCAGAGCUUCCAGAAAUUAUGAUAUUUCAAGAAAGUAGUCCACUACAUACCUCUAAUGCUGUUAAAAGUUGGUUUCAAAAUCAGUCUAGAGUAAAAGUAAAUUUGUGGCCUAUAAAUUCUCCUGAUUUAAAUCCUUUUAAUUAUAUAUGGGCGACAAUGCUUCAGCGAUGGGAUAAUAAUAAUGAGAGGACAAGAGAAAUGCUUGUUACUCACUGCCACAAUGUAUGGGAGUCAAUGAGAGGCACAGAUUUAUGUGAAGGAUUAAUACAAUCAAUGAAAACACGGUGUGAUGCUGUAAUUGCAGCACAUGGGGCAGCUACAACAUAUUAG
Molecule: messenger RNA, 996 nt
Organism: Pieris macdunnoughi
Lineage: Eukaryota; Metazoa; Arthropoda; Insecta; Lepidoptera; Pieridae
Source: the annotation of a GenBank genome assembly